GCCCUGACACAGCGGAAGUAAACAGUAAUCACGUUACAACCCGGAAGAAUUGCCUUUCACCGAUUAACGUUUGAAUAGACGAGAAUGAGCAAUUUAUCUCGUGAAGAAACGAUUAAGCGUGAUGCUGCUAGUAUCGUACAGCCUUUCAUAGUCACGUUUGUGUAUUAAUCUCGGGCGCUGGCGGCCGAGGCGGUCGAGUGUGAGCAGCAACGCCCUGAUGCCAGCCUCCCCGACGGAGAAAAAUAAGCUCGCUGUGUUUACAAAUCGGCGGAGAGAAGCCGUUUCCCCGCAGUGAGCCGCUAGCUGACCGUGCGUUGUGUGACAAAAACAUGGCCGAGCUGCACGCCGUGGAGCCGAGCGGUACGGGCACCGUGGAGCAGCCCGAGCACCGCGGCACCGUGCGCCUGGCGUCGCCCACUCUCAUGGUUCCGCCACGGAGCAGCCAGCUCAGUCCCGGCGGGGUGUCGAGCUCCGGCGGCAGCGGAGGAGGACGCUCCGUGUUCGGUUUCCCGGCGAAGAGCAACCCGAGUUCGCCGUCCGAACCGGUGGAGAAGCCGGGCUCACGCUGGGUCCGGCUCAACGUCGGAGGGACCUACUUCAUCACGACAAAGCAGACGCUGUGCAGGGACCCCAAAUCUUUCCUGUUCCGACUGUGCCAGGAAGACCCCGACCUGGACUCUGACAAAGACGAGACGGGAGCCUACCUGAUCGACAGGGACCCCACAUACUUCGGCCCCAUCCUCAAUUACCUUCGACACGGAAAACUGAUCAUGGAUAAAAACCUGGCAGAGGAAGGUGUCCUUGAGGAAGCCGAGUUCUACAACAUCGCAUCACUAGUGAGGCUGGUGAAAGAGAGGAUACGGGACAACGAGAAUCGAACAUCUCAGGGCCCCGUGAAGCAUGUGUAUCGAGUGCUACAGUGCCAGGAGGAGGAACUCACGCAGAUGGUCUCAACCAUGUCCGACGGCUGGAAGUUUGAGCAGCUCAUUAGCAUCGGCUCCUCCUACAACUAUGGCAACGAGGACCAGGCAGAGUUUCUAUGUGUAGUUUCCAGGGAACUUAACAACUCCACCAAUGGCAUCGUCAUUGAGCCCACUGAGAAGGCCAAGAUCCUUCAAGAGCGAGGCUCGCGGAUGUGAAGAGACCGAGAUCCUGCGCUAAACGAAAACAAAACAGCAACAUGAACAUUUCCUCUCCACCACAACUAUCACCACCAUCAUCAUCAUCGUCAUCAUUAUUAGCAGCCACCCUCCCUUCGUCCUCUGGUGUGCCUUUCCACAGUGCCCUCACCUCCAGUGCUGCAACGCCCUGACUAGUCGUUUGGUUUCUUUCCUUCAUUGCCGGCUGUGAAAAACUUCAGUGGGAGUUAAAGCAGAUUCACAGCGAGUGAUUUUCUCCAUAGCAGCGUUCUGAUGGUCAGUGUUGUGGUGGUGCCGCCUACAGCGGUGGCUGUAGUGGACUGACGCCCAGCACAGAGCUAAUAGACAUGUUCAUCAUCAUUUUUAUUAUCAUCACCCUUACACCUGCCUCCAUCAACUUAGCAGAAACCUCCUCAGGACCUGCAAAUGACACCAAGAAAUGAACACGUGACUGAGCCUCUCUGUAUCUGAGUCCGUCAGUGGAUGUGAGCAGACAUGUUAAACCGAGCCAGGAGGAUAAGAGGCGGGUCCAGUCAACGCCAGAGUCCGAUUACAGCCUGGCGCUGCGCUUCCUCCACUCCGUGCCGAGCGUUUAGGACCUUUUAACGGGGUUUGGUCUUACUGGCAUCUCGGCUCGAGUCGAUACAGCGAGGCCGCUGCUGGAAAACCGCAGCAUCCUGCACCUCGUGUUUCCAUUUGAUCUUUCCCUCCUUGGACGCAAUUUGGAAUAUUUCUGCGCAAAAGAAAAUGAUUCAAAAAGACUACACUUGUGUACAAUUUGUCAAGGCAUGUGAGAAUUCUAUAUAAAUCUAUAUAGGCUACAUGAUAACAUUAUAUGAAAAUGUGAAUGCAAAUGGUGUAAUUAUUGGUUUCUGUAUCAUAGUUGUCAUAUAUUUACAUAAUCUGGUGGGUAACUCACUUUAUUUGAUGGGGAAAAUAUCCUGGUGGUGUCCCACACGCUGACAUGGGUGUGUGAUGCAGUGCCUCUGCUUACUGUCCAUGACUGAGAUAUCACUGGUUUUUCAGCUGCACGUUUUCUCUAGUGUUUCUCAAAAAAACAACAACAACUUGCCACUGAGUUUUUUCUUAACUAUCCUGCUGUACUUUGAUUUCUUGCAUAUCUUAAAAUUGUAAUUAGGGAUUCGGAAAGUCGCUGUCAUUGCUGUUUGCCCAGACAACAUGGCGUGGCAGGGGAUCGGACAGUGGCCAGUCUGUAUGCUGCCUCAAAGCCCCAAUAACUACCACUUUGCAGCUGCGCCUCCACUUAACGCCCAACCAACUGAGUUGUCUCGCAUUCUGCAGCACUUGUAGCAAAGGCGGUGCCGGCUGAACUGUAGUCCCUGCGCUUAAAGCCCGGGGUGUCGUUGGGAGUGAAGCCUUUAUUGCAGUGAUGUUCUCGUCUCUGCCAGCAGACACAGACCAACUCGGCUGAAGUAUUUUUAUACUUGACAUUACUUUGCUUCGUGACACCGCUGCUUUUAUGACGUUCAUUCAUUGAGCAACACGUGGAAAACACUAAAAGGGUUUACAAGCGUGGUUCCAGCCCGUCGAGAGGCUCAUCCUGACAAACCUCACUUUCUGUAAAGUCAGAUCACUAAAUUCUGUGAUAUUUAUUUAUAGGAUGUUUGCAAGGGAACUUAAAAAAGAGCUUUUUGAAACUGACUCGGCGUCCCCUCAGUCGGUGUCAUUUAAAUCUUUUCAGCGCGCCCUGAUGGACACACGUAAUGCCGUUAGUGUAAAUGCAGCUUUGUUAUCAGGGCACCUUAAUGCAAAGUUUGAGCCAUUCGUGCGCAUAUCAGAAGCAGAAGUGAAACGUGUCAUUGUUACCCGUCGUGCAGUCUCUACUGCAUCCAGUCUUUGUGUGACAUCACUGACACCUGCCACUGGCAUUGAUCACCCUUUGUAUAGAACAUAUUAAACACACCUAUGUUAUAUCAAGCAUGAACAAAAAAUAAUGCAUUUUAAUGGGAAACGUGUUGCCGUUGCUCAGCCAGGCCUCAGAGCUCAAACGUUGACGUGACUUCUUUGUUGCUCAUUCUUUCCUUUUGAUUGUGUGCUGUGCGGUUUUCUAAUUGGAGUCACGAGCAGACUGCGCUGCUGAAAAUGCCCAAAUGUGUUUCCUCAUUGUUCUCUGGACCUUUGCAAAGCACCGUGGGUGUCGUUUCCCUUCGUCCGUGUCCAGUGUUGUGCCUUUGACCUGUGUUGUGCACAGUUGUUCUCCUCUUGUUCUCAAGGUGCCUCUUUUACUUUGAAAAAGCCAGAGGCCCGGAUCUGAGGUUUCAUCCAUGAUGUUUUGUUUUAGCUUGUUUUCUUUAGUGUUUCAGAGAAAAACAAAUCCUAAAAUCACCUUCUGCGUCCAAGCUAAGAAUGAUUUCCAGCCGCUGUUUGGUUGUGAACCCUUACACUUGAGUAACAGCCUCCGAGCUGGAGGACGCAGCUCCCUCCUCCGGUCUCAUCCUAGUAAAACUCCAGCAGUGCCCCAGUUUUUGGGAAAAUCAAUUUGACUGAAAACUUGCUGAACCUUUUUUAAUGGUCCCGUUUUAUGAUGUAAGUGAUUAACCCUUGAAGCACUUAAUGUAUUUGUCAACUGUGUGAUGUCAGUGGUCCCAAUCAGAGGAGAAAACAUUUCUGGAAGAGAAAGUUGCUCAUGUCUUCGGUUUAAUACCAACUUUGAGUUGAGCAGGUUUUUGGUGGCGGUCUGUCAUUUGUUUCACACGUUCACAACGUUUUGCACACACAGGCUUUGUUUUCUUUUGGGUCCUUAAGGAUGGGAACCACUGACCUCACUGAACUGUGCAAUGUGUUUAUAACAUUUCACCCAAGCAACAAUUUUUUAAAACCACAACAACAAAAAAAGUCCAUUGACUGUUGUUUUGUACUUUUCACCUGCACUAGUUAGUCUACAGACCAUGUGCAAUGUUAACAAAUCUGCAAAAAAUCUGUGUUGUACGGGCAUGUGAAAACAUGAGAGCAUGCGUUGUUUUAGAGAUUAUGAUGUUGUGUAUUGGAUUUUGUCUGACCUCUGUGUUAGUGCAAAGUGUAUGUGAUGCAUGGUGGGGGAGCAGAGGGAGGGCAUGGCUCUGUGGGUUGUAGGUGUAGAUUCCUUGUGUGGGACAGCAGGUCUACAACUAGACACAUUCUCUACUCACCUAUUUGUUCUCUUUGUUGUUUCUGAUGAUUUGUCAGGACAGUUUAAUUGUGGAUUUAAAAAAAAUAAAACAGCCCCUGACUUUGGUUAAUAUAGCGUUCACACAACCGGCAGGACAACACAUGUUCACAGUUUAAAAGAAAAACAACAAACAUUGAUUUACUUGUUUAUCUGUAAACACCUGCAUGCGUUCGUGGACAUGCACACGUGUACACUCAUUUAACCGUACUGAGAAAUAUCAGCUAAUAACAGUUGCUUUGUGUUCAUUUAUCAACAGUAUUGAUGUCAAAUGUGAAUAUUGUUAACAGAGACUGUGGGGAAAUGUUUGGAAGCUGACAAGACGUUUUGUCCUUUCGCUUGUCUCACUUUUAUUUAUUUUAUAUCUUUUGGAUUUUGUCUACAGAUGUCAUUUCUUUACAUGUAACAACUUUAACAGAACCCAGUCUGGUUUUUAAUCAUAAACUGUGUUUGUGUUUUAAA
Betta splendens (Siamese fighting fish) is the source of this 4767-nucleotide messenger RNA. It is a transcript of the gene kctd2, whose product is annotated as potassium channel tetramerization domain containing 2. Gene Ontology annotation, molecular function: cullin family protein binding. Lineage: Eukaryota; Metazoa; Chordata; Actinopteri; Anabantiformes; Osphronemidae. Gene Ontology annotation, biological process: proteasome-mediated ubiquitin-dependent protein catabolic process; protein homooligomerization. The coding region runs from base 330 to 1139 and encodes 269 amino acids. Gene Ontology annotation, cellular component: Cul3-RING ubiquitin ligase complex; cytoplasm. The record is from RefSeq and is a predicted model, not a curated record. The transcript has 6 exons.